This is a messenger RNA of Fonsecaea multimorphosa CBS 102226, 1020 nucleotides long. RefSeq lists its product as uncharacterized. The transcript is spliced from 2 exons. Lineage: Eukaryota; Fungi; Ascomycota; Eurotiomycetes; Chaetothyriales; Herpotrichiellaceae. Bases 1 to 1020 code for a protein of 339 amino acids. The record is from RefSeq and is a predicted model, not a curated record.
AUGACAUUUCACCCUGAUUCUCUCCCAGACCUUACCGGCAAGGUGUACAUUGUCACCGGCGGGAAUUCGGGCAUAGGAUACCACACUAUUGCCCGGCUCGCACAGCAUGGCGCACACGUCUACAUGUGCGCGCGAUCUCCGAGCAAAGGGGCAACGGCCAUAGCCAGUAUCAAGUCGUUGUACCCUCAGGCUCACGUUACGCUGCUCGAGAUGGACCACCUAUCGCUGGCCUCCGUGGUGUCGGCCGCAAAGCUCUUUCUUUCCAAGGAGACCGCGCUGCAUGGAUUGGUCAACAAUGCCGGGAUCAUGGCCACACCCUUUGAGAUGACACAGGACGGAUAUGAAGCACAAUGGCAGACAAACUACCUUGCACACUGGGUCUUUACCUCCCAUCUUCUACCGUUGCUGCUUAACACUGCCAAGACACUUCCGCCAGGCAGCGUGCGGGUUGUGAACUUGUCGUCGUUCGGUCACCAUUCGGCGCCCAAAGGUGGAAUCAACUUCGCCGACACAUCUCUGGGGAGCGGCAGUAGCGGCAUGGCUCGUUACGGCCAGUCGAAGCUCGCCAAUAUCCUCCAUGUCAAGACGCUGGACAAACUAUACGGUCCUGCUUCAGCGCAUGCCAGAGGCGGGCAUGGCGAGAUUUGGACCGCAGCUGUCCAUCCCGGACUGGUAGAAAGUAAUAUCGGGGUGCACGCUGAGAUUCCACUCCUAAUGAGGUUGAUCAUUGCACCGUACAGGGCGAUUGGGGGCAUGAUGGAUGGCGACAGGGGGUCGUGGACGAGCGUCUUCUGCGCGGCCAGCCCCGAGAUGAAGCCAGAGCACAGUGGUGGUUAUUUCCAGAGAAUUGCGGAUCCACACGGCUGGCAGAGUGCCAUGGCCAAGGACCUGGGGCUUGCUGCUACGUUGGAAGAAUGGACCAGAGCAGAGCUGGAGAAGGGGGGAUGGCUCAGUUCAUUUAAUAUUGAUACCUGGUAUUCAAGAGGCUUAAACGGGUUAGUCCACCUACUAGAGGACUAG